Messenger RNA from Protopolystoma xenopodis, 387 nucleotides. Lineage: Eukaryota; Metazoa; Platyhelminthes; Monogenea; Polystomatidea; Polystomatidae. The record is from the annotation of a GenBank genome assembly.
UUGUUGAACACAGCGUUCAGUCUCUCAGUGCCUGUCAUGCUGUCUCGAGUCGAUCAGUCGCGUGUUCCAGCACUCAAUCACCUUGUAUAUCUCUUCGACAGUAUCCGACGCCCCAGCCGCCGGCAUCCCGGACGCUCAGAAUUCUUUGAACUGCGGCCUCAGGUCCUAGGCUUGGUCACUGCACCCGACGGUACGGAAGUCCGGGAGCAGGUCGGCCAGUGCUUCGUGGCUAAUGCCUCAGCCUACGUCAACCCACGUGGUCUAAUCGGCAUUCAGAGCCACUCCGAUCCCACUGGCCAUUAUCUGAAAGGCAAAGCCAUGGCCGCGGGCCAGAUUACCAGAGUUUUCGAUCAUAUUCGGCCUGCCUCUGUUUCUGUUUUUGGAUAA